Molecule: messenger RNA, 1236 nt
Organism: Homalodisca vitripennis (glassy-winged sharpshooter)
Lineage: Eukaryota; Metazoa; Arthropoda; Insecta; Hemiptera; Cicadellidae
Product: major surface-labeled trophozoite antigen 417-like
Exons: 1
Coding region: 1-1236 (411 amino acids)
Source: RefSeq, a predicted model, not a curated record
AUGGAACCCAAGCGACGGGCAGCUACUUCCCUACUUAAGUGUUCCACGUACAACAAACCCAAGCGACGGGCAGCUACUUCCCUACUUAAGUGUUCCACGUGCAACAAACCAAAGCGACGGGCUGCUACUUCCCUACUUAAGUGUUCCACGUGCAACAAACCAAAGCGACGUGCUGCUACUUCCCUACUUAAGUGUUCCACGUGCAACAAACCAAAGCGACGGGCUGCUACUUCCCUACUUAAGUGUUCCACGUGCAACAAACCAAAGCGACGGGCUGCUACUUCCCUACUUAAGUGUUCCACGUGCAACAAACCAAAGCGACGGGCUGCUACUUCCCUACUUAAGUGUUCCACGUGCAACAAACCAAAGCGACGGGCUGCUACUUCCCUACUUAAGUGUUCCACGUGCAACAAACCAAAGCGACGGGCUGCUACUUCCCUACUUAAGUGUUCCACGUGCAACAAACCAAAGCGACGGGCUGCUACUUCCCUACUUAAGUGUUCCACGUGCAACAAACCAAAGCGACGGGCUGCUACUUCCCUACUUAAGUGUUCCACGUGCAACAAACCAAAGCGACGGGCUGCUACUUCCCUACUUAAGUGUUCCACGUGCAACAAACCAAAGCGACGGGCUGCUACUUCCCUACUUAAGUGUUCCACGUGCAACAAACCAAAGCGACGGGCUGCUACUUCCCUACUUAAGUGUUCCACGUGCAACAAACCAAAGCGACGGGCUGCUACUUCCCUACUUAAGUGUUCCACGUGCAACAAACCAAAGCGACGGGCUGCUACUUCCCUACUUAAGUGUUCCACGUGCAACAAACCAAAGCGACGGGCUGCUACUUCCCUACUUAAGUGUUCCACGUGCAACAAACCAAAGCGACGGGCUGCUACUUCCCUACUUAAGUGUUCCACGUGCAACAAACCCAAGCGACGGGCUGCUACUUCCCUACUUAAGUGUUCCACGUGCAACAAACCAAAGCGACGGGCUGCUACUUCCCUACUUAAGUGUUCCACGUGCAACAAACCAAAGCGACGGGCUGCUACUUCCCUACUUAAGUGUUCCACGUGCAACAAACCCAAGCGACGACGUGCUGCUACUUCCCUACUUAAGUGUUCCACGUGCAACAAACCCAAGCGACGGGCAGCUACUUCCCUACUUAAGUGUUCCACGUGCAACAUUCGGCUGACGAAUCACCUAAUAAUUCGAAGCUGCGUGCAUUAUGAUGCAUGUUAA